This is a messenger RNA of Rhizoctonia solani, 4308 nucleotides long. RefSeq names its product WD40 repeat-like protein. The coding region runs from base 1 to 4308 and encodes 1435 amino acids. The record is from RefSeq and is a predicted model, not a curated record. The transcript is spliced from 8 exons. Gene Ontology annotation, molecular function: protein binding. NCBI's taxonomy places the organism in Eukaryota, Fungi, Basidiomycota, Agaricomycetes, Cantharellales, Ceratobasidiaceae.
AUGCCAUUCAUAAUCAAGAUUCGUAAGAUAUUCUCGUACACUAAAAAGAAAUGGAAAGAAUACCGCAACACCGGAUCUGCAUCUGCUCCAUCGAGACCCACCGAAAGCUGCAACACAUUAGGGGUCACCAGUACCAAUACACGUGACAAAAGGCCGGCCGGCUGGAAUACCAUCAGAUCGCUGAUAACAGUUAUUGAGCCGGGUGCUAAGGCGAUCGGCUUGCCAAUUCACGGACUGAGAGCCUUCGUAGACAGACUCGAGAGUGCAUUCGAAGAACGUGAGGAGUAUGCCGAGUUAGCGGCGCAACUAAAUGCAAUAUUGGAUGAUCUGGCCAAGCACGUGAAUCAACCGAUAGGCACUGAAAUGACUGCUAGCGUUAAGCGAAUCUACGCAGACCUGGAAGAUGAGAUCAAAAAGGUCACUGAGCGUCAAGCGAUGGCGAUGAGAAGACGACUGAUCGGUGCAAUGGAAGAGGCAAAUGAGAUAAUGGAGUGCUACCGCCGAAUCGAUGGCUAUCUGCAACGCUUGACACUGAACGCAAACAUCAGCAUCCUCAAAGCGGUUAACGAACAAACAGCAUACGUCCAAAAACAAGCCAUGGAAGCACGAUUGAAGAACAUGUCGCCCGCCACGGCCGCAGUCUUCGACUCUGCAGAGUCUCACAACGUCAGACGAAGAUCGUGUGCACCAGGUACCCGGACCGCACAAAUAAAGCUACUGCUCGAUUGGGCCCAUGAUCCCGAAGUCGGAAGGACAUGCUGGCUAAACGGCAUGGCAGGUACCGGCAAAACGACCAUCGCAUACAGCGUCUGCGAAGCACUCAAGGAAGAAUAUCAGCUUGCAGCCAGCUUCUUCUGCUCACGAACAAUCCCACAGUGCCGACAGGUCAAACACAUUAUACCAUCCAUCGCCUAUCAGCUGGCUCGGUUUUCCCUUCCGUUUUGGCUGGCACUGGAUAAGGCCCUCGAGGCGGACCCUGAUACACAUACGCUAGCACUUGAGACCCAGUACAAGAAGCUGAUUGUGGAACCAUUAUUGGCAUCACAAGAUAGCCUGCCUAGAAGCUUUAUUGUUGUGAUCGACGCUUUGGACGAGUGUGAGAACGAGGGUAUCGUAGGCCAGAUCCUAGACUUGCUGCUAUCAACCAAAUACACCCUGCCUGUGAGGUAUCUUAUGUCCAGCCGGCCGGAAAAAGAGAUCACGCGACGCACGGGGAAUUGCGGCAAUACAAGUGAUAACCCACGUCUGGUGCUACACGAACUAGACGACGACUCGGUAAAGACCGAUAUUCAAGCAUAUAUACACCACGAGCUACGCGAUGUUCCCCUGACAGAUGACCAAAUGCAAACUAUAGCCCGACGCUGCGGAGCACUGUUCAUCUAUGCUUCUACCAUCUGCCGCUACAUCAGACAGGCACACGAAGUGGACGCCUUGGGGGAAGCCUUGAACCUGAUUACGAACUCGACUGCAAUCCCAAUGAAACAAGAUAAUAAGAAUGUGAUCGAUGACCUCUAUACCACCAUACUGCUUACUGCCUUUCACAGAUCCGAGAUCGACGAGAUGCGCGAAACCAAAAUGCGAGAUAUACUCGAAACAGUGAUAUGCGCCAUGGAACCCAUGACGCUCCAUACGAUUGGCCAGGUCGUAGGUCUGAAGAACGCAGAGCAAGUGGAUCGGCUGCUCAAGCCCUUGCGAUCGGUGCUGAAUGUCGGAAAAGAGAACAAGCUGGUCACACCCCUUCAUGCAUCAUUUCCGGACUUCAUGCUGUCCAAGGACCGGUCAAAGGAUCUGUGCUGCGAACGCGGGAAGCGACAUGCCCAAAUGGCAAAGGUCUGCCUUGAGCUGAUCAGCAAGGCCGAGCCGCAGUUCAACAUAUGUCGCUUGCCAUCUUCGCACCUUCUAGAUAGCGAGGUAGAUGACCUGGAUACUCGAAUUACCAACUCGAUCUCGCAAGGUCUGUCAUACGCUUGUCGACACUGGCCCACCCACCUUGGGUUUGCGGAGCACCAAGACGAGUUCGUUGGAUCGGUGCGCCACUUCUUCUCAUCAAGACUACUGCUCUGGAUGGAGAUCAUAAACCUGACGAAACACAUACGCUAUGGGACGACAAUGAUUCAAAACGUGGAGAAGUGGUGCAGCGAACACAAAGUCCCUGAGGAUAUGACGAAACUAGUACACGACGCAUCACAGUUCGUAUCGGUGUAUGCGAACCAUCCUGUAUCUCGGAGUACCCCCCACAUCUACGUAUCUAUGCUUCCCUUCUGGCCGCCCUCUAGGCCCGUUUCUGUGGCGUACAUGCCAAGAACAACCGGUAUAAUCGAACCGGAAGGGACAGCGAUGGCACGAAGGCGACUGGCACUUAUUGCCACAUGGAAGGUCUCGUCCCGGCGGAUCAGGUCCAUCGGUCUUUCAGGCGAUGGAACACGGCUAGCGGUACAUAACGAGGGUAGCAUCGAGGUGUAUGAUACGUCCACUGGCGAGACCAUAUCCAGCCUCACGAACGAAUGCACAAGGGGUGUCCACUCAGUUGCCAUAUCUCCUGAUGGCACCCAAGUCGCUUUUGCCAAAUAUCGUGCUGCCUAUAUAUGGAAUGUUGGUAAUCGAGGCACGACUGCCAACCUGUUCCCCAACCUUACGCCAUCCAUCAAGUGCAUUGCAUUCUCCUCGGACGGAUGUCGUGUUGCCUGUGGCACACGUAAUGGCGAAGUACACAUCCACGCCUUGCAUGACGAUACUACCAGUCGUGGUCCACUCAAAGGGCAUACUGAAGAGGUCACGUCGAUUGCAUUCUCUCGAGACAGCUUGCGCCUUGCAUCUGCAUCAGGAGACGGUACUGUGCGAGUGCGAGAGGUACGAACCGGCCAAACGGUGGGCGAACCAUUCAAGGAGCAUACUAGAUCCGUCUACUCGGUGUGCUAUUCACCCGAUGGCUCACGCCUUGCCUCGGCUUCUUGGGAUCACUCCAUUCAAGUGCGGGGUGUAAGCUCAGGAACUAUGGCUCCGAAACUACUCACAAUCCACACCCCUCAUCCACGAUCGAUUGCCUUCUCACCCAGCGGCGCUUUCAUUGCGUCUGGAUCAGCCGACAAAGCCAUCCGAGUAUACGAUGCGCGCACCGGUCAGAUCGUGCUUGGUCCGCUAGAUGGUCACACUGAACGGGUUACCUCGCUCAUAUUUUCGCCAGACAGCGCUCGACUUUAUUCAUGCUCAAGGGAUGGGACUGUGCGCAUAUGGAACGUCCAGGAUCUUGGCACACAUCAUACUUUAUCAAAGGCACCAGCGCUUUCUUCGGGUGUCUACCGCAUCCGAUACUCGAACAGCGGGAAGCAACUUGUCUCUGAUUCGUCAGAUGGGACGCUGCAUGUGUGGGAUGUGAAGACAGGCGAGCUGGUCAUGGAACCACUGCGUGGUCAUCAAAAGGCCGUAUUGUCUGUCGACUACUCACAUAGCGAUACGUAUAUUGCCUCUGCUUCGUCGGAUGGGACAUUAAGAAUAUGGGAUGCCUUGUCUGGUAGCGAUAUACAUGGACCAAUCGAGCAUAGUAAUAGGGUGAACUGUGUGCGGUUUUCGCCUGAUGACUCGUGCAUUGCUUCGGGGUCCCUUGACGGCACAGUGAAAAUAUGGGAUGUCACCAGCGGUCAACAGAUCGUCGAGCUGUUCAGAGCACACGAAUUCCAUGUGGCCACCUCGGUGGAGUUAUCCCCGGACGGGCAGCAAGUCGCUUUUGGAUACGGCUCUAUCUCAGAUCUGGGAGACUCAGAGGACCCAUUGUACGGAGCUAUACGAGUGGUGGAUCGAUCCACAGGGGACACAGUGGCUGGUCCGAUCAAUGUGCAGGACUUUAUCACCUCGAUUGAGUUCUCCCCGAAUGGUAUGCGCCUCGUCUCAGGAUCAUAUGACAAAUCAGUGCGAAUAUGGGAUGUGCAGACAGGAGAGCAACUUGUUGCUUGUGGCGAGGUCGAGGAUGACACACGUCGCGAUGACAAAGAUAGUAACAAUGACCGCGGCCAUAGGAAAGAAGUCAACUCUGUGGCAUUCUCACCUAACGGUCGUUAUGUCGCAUCUGGCUCAGAUGACAUGACCGUUUGUAUCUGGGAUGCGGAGAACGGUAACCUCGUACUCGGUCCUCUCAAGGCACACACGAGUCGUGUAUACUUUGUCCAGUUCUCACCCGACAGCUCACACAUUGCAUCAUGCUCGGAUGAUCGGACUGUCCGUUUCUGGAGCUUGGCCAGCUGUGCGACUAGUGUGCAGAAUGGAGUGUUGACGGCAUCAGGCGCGUCUGAUUUUCAUUCCUACUUCACCUGA